GUUCUCUUCUCGCGAGAGCGCCAGGCGGGGCUCUCAGCCGAGCGGCUCGGCGCCAUGGCGCCGGCCUCCAGCUCUCGCAGUCCGGAGGAUGCUCCAGGUUCCCGGCGACGGCGUCACGGAGGCGGUAGUAGCGGGCCGACAGCUGCAGCAUCAGGAGGAGGAGGCGGCGGCGGCCACCGAAGCUCCUCUGAGAGCCCCCUUGACACCAAAGCCACCCACUCGCCGAGGGGCCGCUCUCGUUCUCGUUCCCGGGAGCGCAACGGCUUCCGGCAGCCGUCGUCCUUCAUGGAGUCGGGAGGCCCAGGCCGCAGCCGCCGCAGCCCCAGCCGGACCCACGGCCGCGAGCGAGAGCGGCUCCCUGAUCUGCGCGGCUCGUCGUCCUCAUCUUCCGCCCACUACCAUCACCACCACCACUACCAUCACCAUGGGGGCGACCGACAGUGGCCGGACUACUACGAGAAGGAAAAGGAGGAGAGCCUGCGCCAGAGGAGGUUAAAUGAGCGGGAGCGGAUCGGGGAGCUUGGAGCGCCGGAGGUCUGGGGGCUUUCCCCCAAGAUCCCCGAGCCUGAUUCUGACGAGCACACCCCUGUAGAGGAGGAGGACUCAAAGUCUAAGAAAAGUGCUUCAAGUUCCAGUUCUGAAGAGGAAAAAAAGAGGAGGAAGAAAAAGGCGAGUCGCUCCAAAGAAAAUGCUCAGAGGAAAAGAAAGAAGAAAACAUCCAAAAGAAAACAUAAAAAAUAUUCCGACGAUAGUGACAGUGACUCUGAUUCUGACUCUGAUUCCAGCAGUGAAGAAGAGAAAAGAAAAGCAAAGAAAGCCAAGAAGAAAAAGAAAAAGAAACGCAAAGUGAAAAGGUCCAAGAAGAAGAAGUAUAAAAAAGAAUCUACUGAGUCAAGCUCCGAUGUCUCUGAUGAAGAGUUCCCAGAUGAUGAUCUUUGGAUUGAGAGAUCAAAGAAUGCAGAAGCUAUGGACUUAAUUGGACCAGAGGCACCUGUUACACAUGCCUCUCAAGAUGACAGACCUUUGAACUAUGGGCAUGCUCUGUUGCCAGGGGAAGGUGCAGCCAUGGCUGAGUAUGUCAAAGCUGGAAAGAGAAUCCCUCGAAGAGGAGAAAUUGGCCUGACCAGUGAAGAGAUUGCAUCGUUUGAAUGUUCAGGUUAUGUAAUGAGUGGUAGUAGACACCGAAGAAUGGAAGCUGUGCGACUUCGAAAAGAAAACCAGAUCUACAGUGCUGAUGAGAAACGAGCUCUAGCGUCCUUUAACCAAGAAGAGAGAAGGAAGAGAGAAAACAAGAUUCUAGCCAGUUUCCGAGAAAUGGUAUAUAGAAAGACAAAGGGGAAGGAUGACAAAUAAGGACUUUAUUGUGCAGCCAAAAAGGUUGAAAGUGGCUUUGCAACCAUAUCUUUUUUCUAUUGAAAUAUAAAGAAAGUUUA
Trichosurus vulpecula (common brushtail) is the source of this 1433-nucleotide messenger RNA. Its product is annotated as NF-kappa-B-activating protein-like. Gene Ontology annotation, molecular function: chromatin binding. Bases 55 to 1353 code for a protein of 432 amino acids. Gene Ontology annotation, cellular component: nucleus. Gene Ontology annotation, biological process: regulation of gene expression. The transcript has a single exon. The record is from RefSeq and is a predicted model, not a curated record. NCBI's taxonomy places the organism in Eukaryota, Metazoa, Chordata, Mammalia, Diprotodontia, Phalangeridae.